GUGACACGUUCACUAAAAAAAAAUCCUUUUGUAGCAAAGCAUUUAUUAAGAAAAAUAGAGAAGCUUAAUACAAAGGCGGAAAAAGAAAUCAUAAUAACUUGGUCCCGGGCAUCUACUAUUAUACCCACAAUGAUUGGCCAUACUAUCGCUAUACAUAAUGGAAGGGAACACUUACCCGUUUAUAUAAUCGACCUUAUGGUAGGACAUAAAUUGGGAGAAUUUUCACCUACUAUAAAUUUUCGAGGACACGCGAAAAAUGAUAAUAGAUCUCGUCGUUAA
Molecule: messenger RNA, 279 nt
Organism: Raphanus sativus (radish)
Lineage: Eukaryota; Viridiplantae; Streptophyta; Magnoliopsida; Brassicales; Brassicaceae
Source: the annotation of a RefSeq genome assembly